This is a messenger RNA of Amoebophrya sp. A120, 2990 nucleotides long. Lineage: Eukaryota; Dinophyceae; Syndiniales; Amoebophryaceae. The record is from the annotation of a GenBank genome assembly.
GUCAAAGUGGACCGAUAUGUUCUUGAAACUGUGUUCCAAAACCAAAAGCGAAGGUCGAAACAACACGUGACUGCGAUCAAAAAUUUUUAGCUGUGAAAAUCGAAGCCUCAUGUGAGUCAAAUUUGCCGAUCCUGAAAAAGAGCUAGAAAGUUUCGUGAAGAUGACCAAAAUUAUUUGCGAAUGAUGUCCAACAAAUUUGCCGAUCUUUUUCUUUGCAACCUUUUUCAAACGUUCUCCAGAUCCGCCGCAAUUAUAUCUUUUCGACACGUGACAGGCGAGUCUAAGCAGUACCCAAGUUCUGAAUACAGUACACCCGAAAGAAGCUGUAUCAAGACUCAAGAGUCAGAAGCUACUACCGCAAGAAGUGUAGUACUACCCCACCCCCGUUUGGUAGUUUGUUGUUCCUUAGCUGAUUUAUUGCGGUCGUCCAGAGUUUUGUCUAGUAGCACGUAGAAGACAACCGCAAGAAUAGUAGUAGCUAUUUUCCUCCUCCUCCUACAUUCCUCGCUUCUUUUUUUUCGAGUCAUCCGCGCAAAGUAGCGACCUGGAAAGCGAUAGUACAUCAAGUUAGAUUGAAUAAGCACCGCUCCCCGAGAAGACAUCAUGUCGAUCCCUGUGUACGGAAGGAGAAGAGGGUGGGUGCCUCGCAACCCGGGGGACUUUGGGGAUGGCGGCGCGUUCCCGGAAAUUCUGGUGCCGCAAUACCCAUUGUUGAUGGGAAAGCCGGGUGUAAAGCCUACGGGAGGAGGUAAAGAGCAAUUUGUUUAUAACUGUUUCUUGACGUAAAACUUGGAGUUUUCAUCGCUCUACUCCCCGCAGAGGAGGUUGUUGUUCGAGCAAGUUUUCAUCUACUUCCCUGCUGCCCCUGAAUAUAAUGGAUGCAAAGAGCAGCCACCGCAGAAUUUUGAAUUGCGCAAUAAGAUCGAUGUUCAAAAAUCCUCCAACAUCAACUACUACUACCUACAGAUAACAAGACCAUCGCCCUCCAAACGGGGGCGGACGGAAAAAUCGCGUACGAUGCGAUCGCCCGCCAGGGUCGGUCCGCGGACAAGCUCGCGGUGUACACCAACGCCGCGUCCAUGAAGGAAAAAUGGUCCCGCUCGGAGGCACUAGUGAGGCCCGAAGCGGAGGUGGACGCCGUGAACACGAGUCGGACGCAGCUCGCGCUGCAAGAAAUAUUGAAGAAAAAAGUGUCCGUGGCAGCUUCCCAACUAAAUCCGGGCGGAAACGAGAAAAAGUCCAACUUUGUGAAGUACACGCCCGACGAGGACGCGCCGGGGUAUAACCCCGAGGCCGCGAACCGGGUCAUCAAAAUCACGGAGCGAGCGGUGGACCCGCUGAUGCCACCAAGGUUCAAGCACAAGAAAGUGCCAAGAGGACCAGGUAUAGAAAUCGAAAUGACAAUAGAUAUUACCGGUAGUGUUUCAGUUUGACACCUCAACAUCUAGGAUUACAUGAACAAAGUACGUAUUUCUACUGUACUACUCCACUUCCACCAGCAAUAUCGCACGAUAUAAAAAUUACCUACAACUCUAGGCACCCCUCCCCCGCCGCGGCACCAUUCCCCCCCGAGAAAACUGACCGCCGCGGACCAGAAGGCGUGGAUAAUACCGCCGUGCGUGUCCAACUGGAAAAACAACCGCGGGUACACCAUCCCAUUGGACAAACGUAUCGCCGCGGACGGAAGGAAUCUGCAGGACAGUAUCGUGUCCGACGGCCACGCCGAGAUGGCGGAAUCGCUUUACCAGGCCGAGAUGAAGGCGCGCGAAGAGGUCCAGAUCCGCGCCAACCUCGCCCGGCAACGGAAGAUCGAGGACGCGCAGACCGCGGAGGAGGAGAUGAAAAAGGCGGCGCGGGAGGCCCGGGAAGCGGCGCUGCAGCUGCAGGGCACGGCCAGACAGCGACAAGAUUUGGAAUCGAAGGACGAGCAAGACCGGCGAUACAGGGAGGAAAUCGCAAAAGAGAACAGGAGAGAAGUGGAGAGGCAAUUUAGGAUGGACAAAGCGGGGAACAAGAAACGUAUUGAUAUAUUGGGGUUUUUUGUCAACAUUUAGAAGCGUUUUUUUGUGCCGCAUACUGUGAGUUCCGGAUAGGAACAGCAUGCAUUUUUGACCUGGACAUUACAUACCUUGGUGCAUGAACAAAAAUAAAAAUUCUCUACUGAUCCGAUUUUUCUAGUUGAGAAUCUGCAUCGUCGUUCAGUAUGUUGUAAAGACCAAAAGAUAUUUCUAAGCAACUCCGCAAACUACACGACGUGAUACUCUACAGGCGGCCGCGACCGCGACGAGGAGCGCGACGUGUCGGAGCGCGUGGCGCUCGGGCAGAAGGUCCAGCCGACGCGACAGGAGACGCUGUACGACACGCGUCUGAUGAACCAGUCCGCGGGAAUGGACGCUGGGUUCGGCUCCGACGAGCGGUACCAAGUGUUUGAUAAGCCGCUGUUCACGGAGAAGGACAGCAACAAUUUCUACAAGCACGACAAGGACCGCCUGGAAGACGGCACCAAGGGGCUCGGGUUCGGGCAAAACGACGAGCUCGGGCAGAGCGAGCGCGACGCCGGGAAGUUCGGCGUGUCGGUGCAGUUUGAGCGGGACGAGGAGGCGGACAAGGACAAAGACGACUUCGGGGUCGAUCGCAUGUACAAAAAAGCCAAGCGGGACGAAAUUUGGUGAAGAGCGUCGACCUGGUCCACUUCGAUGUCUGCGUUCGUUUUCAGCAUGACUACUUCCCGGCCUUUGAGUGUGUAGGCUGUAGGCGGAACAGCGCCAUGAUUUAUGUGCUGUUAUGGCCACUGGGACGGCGGCGCAGGGGACCUGGUGUUUGUGCCGGGAUGAAGAAAAUUGUGCAUACUGACACAAACGCGAUCUUCUUCGCAGCACUUGGCGACAUUUUGGCAUAAGGGAAAAGAAAACACAUGCGACACAUCAUAUAAUACAAACAUCGCUUGAGCCUGAGGCAGGGCCGUCGUCACUGGCUUUGCAAAACGCCGG